Acanthisitta chloris (rifleman) is the source of this 702-nucleotide messenger RNA. Its product is annotated as phosducin-like protein 2. The record is from RefSeq and is a predicted model, not a curated record. Gene Ontology annotation, cellular component: cytoplasm. Gene Ontology annotation, biological process: protein folding. Lineage: Eukaryota; Metazoa; Chordata; Aves; Passeriformes; Acanthisittidae.
AUGGGCAGAGCCAAGGUGGUUGUAGUGGUGCCCAAUGACACUGGGCACAAACUGAAACACAAGAGGUUCUCUCUGAAUAUCAGGAAGAACUUUUUUACUGUGAAGGUGACAGGGCACCCAGAGAGGCUGUGGAGUCUGCAUCCCUGGCGGCAACACUUUCAAGAAUGGAAAUGUCUUCAGAGGAGGCAAAAAUGUGGGCAGCUAAGAGAAAGUUGUGGAGGGCAGCAUGUAAAAGAAGUUACAAAUGCUCCAGAGGAUAUUUGGGUUAUAAUUAAUUUUUAUCAGUCAAGUAUCCCAAUGUGUUUACUGGUCAAUGAACACCUCAACCUGCUGGCUAGAAAUUUUCCAGAAGACAAAUUUCUCAAAGCCAUUGUAAACAGCUGCAUUCAGAAUUGCCAUGACAGAUUUUUACCCACAAUACCUGUAUGUACUGGUGCAAUAAAAGGCAGGUUCAUUGGAGUAACUGAAUGUGAGGGAAUAUACCUUCAAGUGGAAACUCAAACGGAAGCUCCAGCAGUUGGGGUAACAGAAACCAACUUAGAAGAAAACAUCCAAAAGGACAUUAUGAAUAUGAUGCCACUGACAGUGCAAAGUUCUUCUGCUCAUGAAGACAAGAAUACAAGAACCAGUGAUGUGAUGAAACCAUGUAUUGCUGAAAUGAUGGGGCUUGGACAAGAGGCCCAAGCCAGAGUUGGCUUAUAA